AUGUUUGAACGAAUGACUGGAAAUGGUAAUGGAAAUAAGAUGAAUAUGAGGAUUGCGAUUCUUGAUGAGUUACUGAGCAGGGAAAUGGAUGGAAGCAGUGAUGGAUCAUCAGCAAGGGUAAAUUCAUUGAAGCAUGUUAUUAAAAGAAACAAAAUGGAUAUGGCCGAUGAUGCAGCUUCCUCAUUGGAUCUUAUGAGACGAAUAUUUCAAGCUGAAAUCUCACGAGAAAUUCAUCAAAUCAUGGAAAGACACACUAGAACAACCCUCUUGCCAGCAAUCGAGAAUCUUCGUAAGAAUGGACACGUUGUAGAUGAAACCGUUUUGAAUGGAUUGUAUUGCAACAUAUUGGAAGCAUCAAAGAAGCCCUAUCAGAAGGAUCCAGAACCAACUCCACCGCCGAGCACAAAUGGAAAUGGAUUUCUUGAUAUUGGUAUUCAAGAUCUCGAGACUCACGAGAACAAUUUGAAGAGAGGAUACGAGUCAGACAGCUCAGAUGUCUCCGGUGUAAGUCACUGCUCUGACGCUAAACGUCGUCGGGGCCGCCCACGUAAAGAUGAAGAAGCAUAUCGACUAGAGAUGACACCACCGACAAUGAACGAGGUUAUUAGAUGGAAUCCGGAUCGUAUCGACGUGAACACUCGUUUUGUGACUGCUACAAAGAUUGCACAAGUGUUAGGAAUGCCACCAUCUAUACUGUUCAAUAAAUAUCCACGAAUGUUCAGAUACUCCUGCGAUGAAGACGACAAGAACAUUCUUCACGAUCAGAACCGGCUGAUUCGGGCACCUGGCCGAUGCUAUCUGCUUGUUGCUGAAGAUGCCCGUCAACUUGUGUCCCCUACCUAUUUCCAAGAAAUCCUCGGCGCUUCCUUCCUCAUCUCCGAGCCACUUCUCUCAAAAAUUCGUCAAAAAGCUGGAUUGACAUAUGAAAAGUACAAAGUAUUCCUUCCACAACAGCCCAGUUUCAUUUAA
Molecule: messenger RNA, 969 nt
Organism: Caenorhabditis remanei
Lineage: Eukaryota; Metazoa; Nematoda; Chromadorea; Rhabditida; Rhabditidae
Exons: 6
Coding region: 1-969 (322 amino acids)
Cellular component (GO): nucleus
Molecular function (GO): nucleosome binding; DNA binding
Source: RefSeq, a predicted model, not a curated record